Molecule: messenger RNA, 4286 nt
Organism: Xyrauchen texanus (razorback sucker)
Lineage: Eukaryota; Metazoa; Chordata; Actinopteri; Cypriniformes; Catostomidae
Product: TNF receptor-associated factor 1-like
Exons: 10
Coding region: 833-2494 (553 amino acids)
Biological process (GO): positive regulation of JNK cascade; regulation of apoptotic process; tumor necrosis factor-mediated signaling pathway
Cellular component (GO): cytoplasmic side of plasma membrane; plasma membrane signaling receptor complex
Molecular function (GO): ubiquitin protein ligase binding; zinc ion binding; tumor necrosis factor receptor binding
Source: RefSeq, a predicted model, not a curated record
CAUUUAUGUGCAUUAACGGCGCGUUCCGAAACAGCGUUUUUUGGAAAACAUAGAGGCGUUGACACAGAACGAGCUCUCGCGUUCCGUCAGCCCCAGACAUGCGUCACGCCUAGUUUUUUAAUGCGGGGACGCAUACCACGUAAGUUGCGUUUUAAGACGGCGUCAAAAUGUAUCCAUAACGCGUCCGUUUUAGAAUGACAGAACGCGUUGUGUGUGAACGUUCCACAAAUGUAUCCAAACCGCAUAAAAGGUGCGAGACCACCCAGACUGAACGCGUUAUUGCGCAAGAAAGCAUGGCGCAACAAAUAGAACACUACACAUGUUUCUAGGUAUGCGUUUUUAACAGUUUAAUUUUUAUUAUUAUUAACUUUAUACGGCGUCUGUAAAUGCAGCGCUACUGCACAAGAAACUGAAAACACAGUCAAGUCGCGGCGCAACGGUCAAAGAAGGCGCGCGGAUGGACGAAAAAAUAAAUAAAAAAUAUUUUCUGUUUGAACGCCCCUCAACUAGGCACCUUUCACGGUUGUGAAACACAGCCUGUGUGUAUAAAAGCGUUUUUUUUUUUAAUCACUUUCGGGUGUCAUUUAAAAGCAUGCCUCUUAUUUUAUUUUUAUUUUUUUGUCUAAAGUAUUAUCGACAAAUCCAUGAACGUGGUUGAUAAACGGGCGGAAACAAAAAUGUUAGCAGCGCAAUAAUAUUUCCGGGUGUUUUGAAAACGGGGGAACCCCGUGGUGUUUUUCACUACCCUGGGUAGGCCUAUACUACGAAAAGUGAAAAGAAUACAUGUCAUCAUAACGUGCUGUUGGUACAGCCACGACUUAAUCUAAACUAAAUGGCUUCUGGAUCAGUACCAGAUCCGUCUUUAAACGGGGCUUCGUCCACACCGGGUGAGAACGAGUACCCGUCAGGUUUCCCUCAGAGCAUCUGUGAUGAAGUCCCGAAGGAGAAGUACUUGUGCAGCAACUGUAAUAAUGUACUUAAUAAAGCGUGUCAAACGGUGUGCGGUCACCGCUACUGCCUCGCCUGCGUCAACUGGCUGGUAAGAAACAACAAGGACCUUGUGUGCACCAAAUGUAAAGAAGAGGACCCAAGCAUUGACACUAAUGACACUAGUGUACUGACUCUUGAACAAUUCUUCAAUGAUGCAGCUAUCAAUAAGGAAAUUUCAGACCUGAAAGUUCACUGUGCUAACCAUGGCUGCCCCUGGAGAAGUACCCUAAAGAACUUUGAGGAGCAUCAGAGUCAGUGUGAAUAUGCCCUGAUCCCUUGCAACAUUGGCUGUGGCAUAAUGGUGCAGAGAAAGACAUUGGCCACACAUCUGGAAAGAGGCUGUCCGAACAACAAGACCACAUGUUCCUCUUGCUCAGGUGUCCUGACACCUAGAGAACUCCAGAAGCAUGCAUGUUCCAGUUCAGUAGAUAAGAAGACAGCAAAGGCAGAGAAAAGACAAAAGAAUAAUCCACAAGGCAACUCCAAAAAAAAAGAGCCAUGCAUUUUCUCAGAAGUUGGUUGUCCAUUUAAGGGCAAUGCAGACAAAGUAAAAGAGCACGAGUCCUGCAGUCACAUUGGUCAUCUUCAGCUUCUCUUGGAGGUCACCAGGACUCUUCAGCGAACUGUACAUUCCCCACCUGAGAGAAGUCACCAUGAAAACGCUCUAGACUAUCUUCAUCCUGGACAGAGUGGUGGUGCUUCUCCUUUUCAGAGUGAAUGUGAGAUUGAGACUGAUGGAGCAGACCCAGGAAUAAGCGAUAAAGCCUUCAGCCUCCACGACAACCAUGCUGAACUUGCCAUUGGACAGCAACUAGACGGCUUACAGCAGAGAGUGCAGAUAAUGGAGAACAUCAUCUCAGCUUUGAACCGAGAGGUGGAGAAGACCCAGAUCAGUGUGGUCACACUGGAGAGAGACAACCAGAACAACCAGCAGAUCAUUCAGCACUUAGAAACAAAGGUAGCCGAGCAGCUGCAGCGACUGGUCAGGAAAAACAUAUGCAUUGCAUCCUUACAGCAGUCUAUCAGCACCCAGCAGGACGUCUCGUAUGAUGGCACCUUUCUCUGGCGCUUGUGUGAUGUCAGCAAGAGACUGCGAGAGGCAGCCACCGGGCAAAAGAUCAGUCAGUACUCACCAGCUUUCUACACCGCCAGGUAUGGAUUUAAAGUAUGCAUGCGGCUCUACUUGAAUGGAGAUGGGGUUGGGAAGGGAACGCAUAUCUCCCUUUUCUUUGUUAUCAUGAAAGGGGACUAUGACCCUGUUCUCUCAUGGCCAUUCAGACACAAGGUAACGUUCUUUCUCAUAGAUCAGAACCACAGAGAGCAUGUCAUCGAUGCUUUCCGUCCCGACCUGUCCUCUGCAUCCUUUCACCGGCCCGUCUCAGAGAUGAAUGUGGCCAGCGGGUGUCCCCUGUUCUUCCCUCUGGGGAAAUUGAGGUCACCUAAGCAUGCCUACUGCAAGGAUGACACAACUUAUAUCAAGUGUGUAGUGGACACCUCCUCGUGAACCAGGAAAGCCUGGCUGUUAAAGGUGAAGCGUGUGAUUGCUGCACCACGACCGUCACUAGACAGAAAUUGCAAAAAUAAAUAGAUAGGUAAAGUUUGUCAAGACAAACUUUGAUGUUGGCUUGACAAAGAAUGUCUGAAAGUUUAAACUAGUUUUAAAAGUUUGAUAUUUAUACAGACAUUACUGUAAGCUACUGUAAAUAAGAUAAGCAAAGAGCGAGCAACUUGAAGCAUUUUUAUCGUAACAGAUAACAAAUUCUGUCAUCAUUCAUUCAUGUUUUUAAAAACCUGUAUGACUUUUUCUCUUCAGUGGCACACAGAUGGAAAUGUUACACAGUAUGUUAGUCUUAGUCACAUUCACUUUCAUUAAAAAAAAAUGAUAUGCUUUGAAAGUGAAUGGUGACUAAGGCUGCCAUUCUGCCUAAUAGUAAUGUUUCCUUUUGUGUUCAAAGGAAGAAAGAAAGUCAUACGGGUUUGAAACAACACAAGGGUGAGUAAAUGAUGUCAAAAUUUUCAUAUUUGGGUGAACUAUCCCUUAAGCUGGUGUUUUUGCAUUGAAACUAUUUUAAAAUUGAAAAAUGCACACAGAUCACCUUUAAAUAUGACUGGAAAUCCAUGCCAGAAAUUUACUCUUAUAUGAAGGGGCAAUAAUCCCCUCUUUUGAUUUUCGGGCAUAUUUUUCUAAACAUUUAAAACAAAAAUUGUGUUGCAUGUGUUUGUCAUUGAUUCAUUAAAGGGAUAGUUCACCCUAAAACUUUAAUUCUCUCAUUAUUUACUCACGCUCAUGAUAUCCCAGGUGCGUAUGACUUUCUUUCUUCCCCAGAAUGCAUUUGAAGAAAAAUAGAAACAUUUCUUAGCUCUUAAAUAUUUUUCUUUUUCACACCACAAGUGAUCCUAUCGCAUUAGAAGACAUGCAUUUAACCGCUGGAGUAGUAUCGAUGACAUUUAUGCUGACUGUCUGUGAUUUUUGGACCUUCAAAAGAGAAAUCUCCAUUCACUUGAAUUUUGAAGGACCUGCUGAGCUAAGAUAUUUUUCUGUAUUUCCUCAAAUGUGUUCUAGUGGAGAAAGAAAGUCAUACACACCUGGGAUAUCACGAAGGUGAUUAAAUAAUGAGAGAAUUUGUAUUUUUGGGUGAACUAUCCUUUUAAAUCAUUAAUACAAAUUCUCAAUAUGAAGAAUGCAUUACCUUACCCUAAGAAUGAAAUCAACAUACAGUAUGUCAUAAAAUGCCAUAAUAUGUACAGUAUAACUAGGACUAUCUUAAAUUAUAAAGAACUGUUUCAGAUGUUAUUCAAAUGAAAAAAAUCUAAUAAAAAAAAAGAAUUCAUUACAAGGGCAGUGGCACCCACAUUUUGAAUUUCGAGGGCAUUUUUUAAAUUUAUUUAUUAAUUUUUUGUCCCCCUAUAUUCUUACCCUGCUGAAAAUCUAAGAGAGCAUUUUUAUCAAGUUUAAAAUUGUAGAUCGGAUUUACAAUUUACACAAAAUGAAAAUGAAGUGCAGAGAAACAGGCCUGUGCUCUUUUCAGCUGGGUGUAGAAUGUCAGGAUCGGUUACAGUGCUGAAAUAUUCAUUAAUUAAAAGGUUUUGCUUUGUCUAUUUCAGAUGGGAGAUCUGCUAAGCUGUUUUUCUUCACAUGAUAUCUAAUUUGCAAUGCUUUCCUGUGGGUGCAUAAAUGAAAGACUAUGUUUAGAUUGUAUUCUUUUGUAUUUAUAAAGGAAUUAUUUUAUAUAUAUAUUUAUAAACCAUAUCUGCAGUUUUCAUAUUUUUUAUGUAUUUAAAAAUAAAUUGCGUUU